AUGCCACCAAGACGGCCUCGAGCAGUAGAAACUCCGGAAGUUCGCCUAAAACAAGGGCUGCUAAAGCUUGCAGGACUGCGCGAGAAUGCUGUGGCAGAUUUGCACAGUACUCAAGAGCUUAUGGCUGACCUCCGUGAAGCAGCCCUGGAAGUCGUUGACAGCGCCGAGUUCCUGGGCAGCAUGGUGGCAGUGUCGGGCUGGGCGGCACGAGCCCUCGCAAGCAACGCCACGAACACCCCAGCGUUCAUCGCGCUGGAAACGACGCUAAGUAAGCUCGACGACGUACUCGAGAGCAAACGGGUUGACCCGGCUGGCAACCGGCUGGCCCGCGCGAUCAUUAGAGCGGACACUCUUUCGGUGUUUGCGAUGCUGUGCGCGCGGAAUCUCGCGCCAACCCGCGCGGCUGCACCCAGCCGCAGCGCCGUGAGUCUGGCGGAGUUGAAGCUCAUGCAAGUUAUGUACAUGGUGAAGCACUUGCACGCGCUUGUCCAGCACGUGGACGAUAGCGCGGACGCUGGUCUGAAGCAGGAGCUGGUCACGGCGCUGGCGCACACUCAGCUGCUCGAGCACGCAGCGCGGGCGCUACUGCACGCCGCCCAUACCAGGCAGGCUGCGCCCAGCGCGGUAGCAGCUGCCGCUGCAGCAGCAGCUCCGGGGACGGUGCUGGCAGCACGUAUGAAAUGGGAGACCAUGUCGACCAUGGUAUCGUAUUUCGCCACCACGCUCCGGCGCCUGGUGGCGGAUCGGAGCCUGGGCAUCAUCGCAUUGAGCCGGCGGCCUCGCGAGCGGGACAUCAUGUCUGAGGUCAAGGACCCCAUCAAGGUGCAACAGCUCGGCCUGCUGGAGCAGCUGCGGCCGCUGCUGGCCGGCCGCUGCGUGCAGCUCUUCGCGGCGUGGGCGGGCCUGCUAGCAGCCACGACCGUGCAGCAACAGCAGCCACAGGCCGCUGCUGGUGGCGGUAGCAGCGUUCCGCAGCCUCUGGCGCCGGCUGACGCGCAGCUCUGGCACGGGCUGCCGUUGGCGCUGAUGCGCCCGCCGCCGCUGGGCCCUUCAUCAGACUUGGAUCCAGUGGGCUUGCAAAGCCAAACAGCCGAGGCCCUUGCUAUCGUGAUGCAGGCGACUGUCAGCGGCCCCUGCUACCUCACCAUCGCUCAGCCGUCCGCCCGCUACAGCCACCUACCGCCGCAGUGCCCACAGCACAGGCAGCCGCGGCAGCCGCAGCAGCAAGCAGGCCCGCCACCGCGGCCAGCCGCAACCACAUCACUACCUGCUGCUGCAGCAGCAGUAGCAGCAGAUGCUAUGCAGGCGGCACAUGCCGAUGCAGCAUUGCCGUUCAGCGCGCUACAUGCAUACCGUCUUCUGGCGAAAGUCUGGCAGGGUCUUGCCUGUGCCGGCACGGUCUGCUUACCCGGCAUGUACAAGAUCGCUUUGGUGAUGGCCCGGCUGCUGACGGAGCUGCCGCCGUGGCGGGCGGCCGUGCUGCUACCGGGCUGGUGGCGGCUGGUGGCGCAGGAGCCGUCCGUACUCGUGCACGACUGCAGGCUUGCGCAUGACGCAGGGGAGCUGCUGCGGCUGCAGCUUGGUGCGCCGCCGCCGGCCUCGUGGGCUGCCGAGGUGGCCGAUGCGGCUUCCGUGGCUGCAGCGAGUGUGGACUGGCCGCCGGACCCGGCGGCAAUGCAACACGGUGAGGCAGGCUCUGCCGGCGAAGCCACGGCGGCGACGGUUGCAGCAAAGGCAGCAGCCAGCCUGGCGCGCGGUAGGGACCCCAGCUACAGCCUCCGGUGCGCGCUGGAUGCCGGACUGCUUCCAGCGCUGGAGCGCUGCCUUCGCGCGCCACAGUCCUGGCGGCAGGCCGACCUGGAACUCCACAGCGCCAGCACCUUGAUCACGGUCGUGAACUGCGUGCUGCGCUACUCAGGCGUGUGGCCCGCAGUGCUGGCGCGCGGGCCCGUGCAGCAGGCGGUGUCUCUGAUUGCCACGCUGGGCGCAGCCGCUCGGCUGUUGCAGGAGGACGACACGGGCUUGGGCUGCUGGGUUCCCAUCGCCUCGCAACCGGGCGCGAUGGUGACUGCGGAGGGCGACGCCUGCGCCUACCUGUGUGCCUACCUCGCCGCAAUGCUGGAGCAGGUCGCGGACGUGCGGGCGCUGCAUGAAUGCGCACAACAGCAGCGGGAGAAGGGGCAGCAGCAGCAGCGGCAGCAGCAGCAGCAGCAGCAGCCGAGACAGGGUGCGCAGCCGUCUUCGCAGCAGGCAGCCACCGGGGCCGCGGCCACCGGCGCCGCAGCCGCAGCCCCCACGCUGCUGCACCUCUGCACCAUGCUGGAGCCGUCGGCGGUGGUGGACUGCGGGGCCGGCAGCAAGGCCAAGCCCCCCACCUGCUCCCUCGCCUGGAUGGCGGCGGCGGGCGGCCUGCCGGCUGCCGGCUCCGCAGCGGACCGGCAGCAGCAGCUGCUCACCAGCUUCGCGGUGCACCACUGGCUGCCGGUGCUGGCGCACGCGACGCGUGCGGCCUUUCAGGACCUGGAUGCGAUGAGCCGCGCAGGCGUCGAGUGCCUGCUGUCACAAGCGCUCCUGGUGGGGCGCCUGCUGCUGGAUGUGCUGUGGCGCGAUGGCGGCCCUUGGGGGGAAGCCGGCGACGGCGUGGGCGCAGGAGCCGGUGGGGCGGCCUGCCGCCCGCGGCCGGCGCAGGGGGCGUGGUGGGAGGGUGCCCAGCUGGCGGACGAGCUCCGUGCGAGCAUGCAGCAAAUUGUAUACGGGCUGACUAUGGAUGCGGCGGGGUUGCUGCUAGAGCGCUGCCAGGCAUGGCAGCAGGCGGCGGUGUUAGACCUGCUGCAGGGAUAUUGGGCUCGCUCCCCAGGUUGUGCGCUCACGGCUACAGAGAUGUGGGCGAUGUCUACGGCGAGACACCAGCAGCGCAGUCAGGGCGAGCAGCAGAAGCGGCAAGAGCAGCAGAAGCAGCAGCCUCACCAACAGCAGGGCGACGUGCGGCAGGCGGGCCGAUCGGAGGGGCAGGCAGACCGUGCGGUGGGCAGUAGCAGCAGCAAGGUCAGCAGCAGCAGCAGUAGUGCAGGCACGCCGCCCGAGCUGUUGUUGCAGUGCGUGAGGCCGCUGCCGGUGCAGCGUCUGGCGGUGGCGCAGGGGCGACUGGACCUCGCGGAAUACCUGGGUGCAAUGGCAGUGUUGGCGAGGGAGCGGCUGGCGAGGAAGCAAGGCGGUGGCGCUGACGCCGCGGCGGCAAGCUGCACGGCGGCGGCGCAGGGGUCGGCUAGCAGUGGCGGCGGGAGCGGGGGUGUGUAUGCGGCUCGCGUCAUUGCAGGCAGGUGGGAGCAGCAGUGGCGUGCCGCCGCCAUGCGGCCGCGGUACCCGUGGCUGCUGUCUCCCGGCGAGGUGCGGGCGGGGCUGCAUGACCUGAUGGUCGCGGAGGCGGAGGCGGCUGCGGCUGCGGCUGCGGCUGUGCCUGUGGCUGGGGCUGUGCCUGCGGCUGUUGCUGCGGCUACGCCUGUGGGCGAGCCUGGGGCACCUUGUUGUCAUGGUGGCAGCAGCAGCAGCAGCAGCAGCAGCGGUGGUGGUGUUGGGGGUGGCACUGGCAGUAGCGGAAGCGGUGCUGGACAAGGCAGUAGCAGUAGGGCUAGCGGCGGUGGGCCGGUGUUUGAGCACAAGCUGUGCGGCAACCCGCACUGCCGCUCGCUGGACGGCCCCAGCGCAUUCAUUGCGCCUGGCAGCGGCAAGACGUGUGUGCGGUGCCGUGCUAUGACGUACUGUUGCGGCGCCUGCCAGCUGGAGGACUGGCGCAAGCGGCACUCGGGCACCUGCAGUGGAGCUGCGGCGCAGGCGGCGGGGUUGGGGGCAGCAAGGGGGGUUAACGCGGGGUUGGAGACGGCAUGAACACCAACGCGUCGCGCGAGUAGGGAAACACUUGAUGAGCAAACGUUUGGCGCGGGUGCGCGGGGGGCCUUUGCAUUUGGCUGGGCCUGGUAGCGACCCCACACACGGUGCAUUUGGUGUGCCGCAAAUGAACUGCGACAUUGGCUCGGCGUUCGGUUGCAUCGAUCGCUGGGUUUGCGACACGCGGUACAAAAGGGACAAUGCGUGUUUGCAGCAGUGAGUUGCGAGCCGUGGAACAUGAGACGUCCGGUGGGGCGUAGCUGCUCUUGACAGUAGUCAGCAGGUGAGCGGGCAUUCAGGCCAUGUAGUUGACCCCUGCCGACUCCUGCACCUGAGGCCCAAGGCAUCUGACUCCACAAACCUGGACGGAGGGCGUUCACGGCAACCAGGGAGCCCGUUGGAGCAGGAGGCGGGACAAGGACCUUUCCAGACCGGGACCUGCUGGCUGAUGCCGGAUCUGGCAACACGCCGUUUACUUCACGGUGGUAAUUCCCAAGUUUAUGUGAGCCACCUGAUAGGCACCUUAUGGACUUAGGUUGUCACCUACAAGUCGACGAAAAAUGAAAGGGUAGAACUCAGAGACACAGAGGAUAGGGUUUCCCGUGUGCUCACAUUCUGCUGUGUUCAAUGAAUCAUUUCGUUGACCUUCAAACUAUAUGUAACACGGAAGCAGA
Molecule: messenger RNA, 4559 nt
Organism: Chlamydomonas reinhardtii
Lineage: Eukaryota; Viridiplantae; Chlorophyta; Chlorophyceae; Chlamydomonadales; Chlamydomonadaceae
Exons: 2
Coding region: 121-3885 (1254 amino acids)
Molecular function (GO): kinase activity
Source: RefSeq, a predicted model, not a curated record